AUGUUCGCGCUUCGAGCCACGCCUUUCGGUGGCGCGCGCCGGUGCCUCUCCUCCAUACUCCACGCCCCCAUACUUAAGCCUGUCAGCCAGCGCUUAUUCUCCACCUCUUUAUCAGCCAUGUGUUCCUCCACACCUCAAAGAGAGGUUUUGCCCACGAACGUCAAACCACUUCGCUAUGAUUUGACUCUCGAGCCGGACUUCGAUGCCUUCACUUUCGCAGGCGAUCUUACCAUCGACUUGAAAGUCAACGAGCCAUCCUCGUCCAUCACGUUGAACACAUUGGAGAUCGACAUCCACAGUGCCUCCGUCAAUGGCGAUGCUGUAUCCUCUGUUGACUUUGACGAGGACAACCAAACUGCCACCUUUGCCUUGGCUUCGCAAUUGACUCCGGGCGACAAGGCCGCUUUGACCCUUAAAUUCACCGGUAUUUUGAACGAUAAGAUGGCUGGUUUCUACCGUUCAUCCUACGUUGACGAUGAGGGAAAGACCCGCUACUUGGCUACCACACAGAUGGAGCCCACUGACUGUCGCCGCGCCUUCCCAUCGUUUGACGAGCCUGCUUUGAAGGCGGUGUUUGACAUUUCCUUGAUUUCUGACGCCAAACUCGUACACUUGUCCAACAUGGACGUCAAGGAGGUGCAACAAUUGGACAGCGGUAAGAAGAAAACCGUUUUCAACCCAACCCCAUUGAUGUCCACAUACUUGGUUGCUUUCAUUGUGGGAGACUUGAGAUGUGUUGAAAACAACUCUUAUAAUGUCCCAAUCAAGGUUUGGGCCACUCCAGGCCAAGAGCACUUGGGUGAGUACUCUGCUGACAUUGCUGCUAAGACAUUGGCUUUCUUCGACAAGAAGUUCGACAUCCCUUACCCAUUACCUAAAAUGGAUAUGGUGGCCAUCCACGACUUUUCUGCUGGUGCCAUGGAGAACUUCGGUUUGAUCACUUACCGUACUGUCGACUUACUUUUGGACCCACAACAUACCAACAUCAACACCAAACAACGUGUCACUGAAGUCGUUAUGCACGAAUUAGCUCACCAGUGGUUCGGAAACUUGGUCACCAUGGAUUUCUGGGAUGGUUUGUGGCUCAAUGAAGGUUUUGCUACGUGGAUGUCUUGGUACGCCUGCGAUGCCUUGUUCCCUGAAUGGAAAGUGUGGGAAUCGUAUGUUUCUGACUCUCUUCAAAGUGCCUUGACUUUGGACGCCUUGAGAUCUUCUCAUCCAAUUGAGGUUCCUGUCAAGCGUGCCGACGAGAUCAACCAGAUUUUCGAUGCCAUUUCCUAUUCUAAGGGAUCUUCUUUGUUGAAGAUGAUUUCCCGCUGGUUGGGCGAGGAGACCUUCAUCAAGGGUGUGUCCAACUAUUUGAAAAAGCACAAGUGGGGCAACACUCAGACUUCUGACUUGUGGACUGCUUUGGCAGAGGCUAGUGGAAAAGAUGUCGUGAAGGUCAUGGACAUCUGGACGAAGAACAUUGGUUUCCCUAUUGUGUCUGUCGAGGAGUCCGGAAAGGAAUUGACAUUGACUCAACACAGAUUCCUUGCCACUGCGGAUGUCAAGGCUGAAGAAGACCGAGGUGUUGUAUCCAGUGUUCUUGGGCUUGAAGACUUCUGA
Molecule: messenger RNA, 1608 nt
Organism: Clavispora lusitaniae ATCC 42720
Lineage: Eukaryota; Fungi; Ascomycota; Pichiomycetes; Serinales; Metschnikowiaceae
Gene: APE2
Product: metallo-aminopeptidase
Biological process (GO): peptide catabolic process; proteolysis
Cellular component (GO): cytoplasm
Molecular function (GO): peptide binding; zinc ion binding; metalloaminopeptidase activity
Source: RefSeq, a predicted model, not a curated record